Messenger RNA from Lagenorhynchus albirostris (white-beaked dolphin), 1788 nucleotides. It is a transcript of the gene TNFSF10, whose product is annotated as TNF superfamily member 10. NCBI's taxonomy places the organism in Eukaryota, Metazoa, Chordata, Mammalia, Artiodactyla, Delphinidae. The coding region runs from base 67 to 933 and encodes 288 amino acids. The transcript is spliced from 5 exons. Gene Ontology annotation, biological process: immune response. The record is from RefSeq and is a predicted model, not a curated record. Gene Ontology annotation, molecular function: tumor necrosis factor receptor binding; CD40 receptor binding. Gene Ontology annotation, cellular component: membrane.
CUCCUCUCGCGCCAACCAUAAGCUGCUGCCUCGUUCACUCUGUGGCAGUCAGACUCUGACAGGACCAUGGCCCUGAUGCAGGCUCCAGGGGGCCCCAGCCCUGGGCAGACCUGCGCACUGAUCCUGAUCUUCACCGUGCUCCUGCAGGCCCUCUGUGUGGCCGUGACUUACGUGUACUUCACCAACGAGCUGAAGCAGAUGCAGGACAAGUACUCCAAAAGUGGCAUAGCUUGCUUCUUAAAGGACGAUGACAGUUCUUGGGAUGCCAGUGAUGACGAGAGUAUGAUCAACCCCUGCUGGCAUGUGAAGUGGCAACUCCGUCAAUUUGUUAGAAAGAUCAUUUUGAGAACCUAUGAGGAAACCAUUCCUUCAAUUCCAGAAAAGCAGCAAAAUAUUCCUCACCUAGAAAGAGAAAAAGGUCCUCAGAGGGUAGCUGCUCACAUAACUGGGACCAAUCGGAAAAGCACAUUCUCAGUUCUAAGCUCCAAGAAUCAAAAAGCUUUGGGCCAGAAAAUAAAUUCCUGGGAGUCGUCAAGAAAAGGACAUUCAUUCUUGAAUAAUUUGCACUUGAGGAAUGGAGAGCUGGUUAUCCACCAAACAGGGUUUUAUUACAUCUAUUCCCAAACAUACUUUCGAUUUCAGGAAACUGAGGAGGUUUUGGGAACAGUUUCAACAGAAGAGAACAGAAAGAAAAACAAACAAAUGGUACAAUAUAUUUACAAAUGCACGAGCUAUCCUGACCCCAUACUGCUGAUGAAAAGUGCUAGAAAUAGUUGUUGGUCUAAAGAUUCAGAAUAUGGACUCUAUUCCAUCUAUCAAGGUGGAAUAUUUGAGCUCAAGGAAAAUGAUCGAAUUUUUGUCUCUGUCACUAAUGAGCAAUUGAUUGACAUGGAUCAAGAAGCCAGUUUUUUCGGGGCCUUUUUAAUUGGCUAAAUGAUCUGCAAAGAAAAAACAGUGCCCCCAGAGAGACCUUUCACUUUUCAGAGUGAUACACUGUGAAAAGACUGCAAAAGAGCUGACAAAAUAAGGCAGCCUGAGCAGAGCAGCCUCAAUCACGAGACUCUACAACACAAGCUUUUUUGGUAUCUCUGAAAAGUGACCAACGUACUCCCAGACAGAGAAACUGACAAAAGACCUUCUGAGACUCUACCUGAUAUCAGCUUGCUAGCAGAAAUCUAGAAGGUUCUCAGUUUACAAACAUUUGCGUAGCAAUUAACGUCUUCCGCCUUAACCGUCUACUCUUGCGAAGAUACCAGAAGACUGAAAGUUCACGGUCAGGGUAUGCAGUGUGCCAGGGGAGUUGGUGCAGUGUGGGGCCUUGUGGGAGUUGUCCUGUACCCUCGUACUCUUGGAAGUAAGAAAAUUCCAUUCGAAAUCGUAUCAUUUCACUAAACAAAUUAAAGUUAUGUUUAGUGAACAAGGAACUAUUUUCAGUUGGCCAAAAAGUUCGUUCGGGUUUUAUGUACUCAUAUGUAAAAAUCCGAACGAACUUUUUGGCCAACCCGAUAUUUCUGAAUGGCUUGUGCUUUUCAUUCCCAGAAGUCAGGCUGACCGAAAGCACUGAAGGUAUUUUUGAUAAAAGACUCUAAAAUGAAUGAUAAGCUAAUCAGAAAUCGGGAAUUUGGCCCCUUGUGAGCAGGAGAACUGGGAAAGUGGGGGAAAAAAAAAAAAGAACUGUUUGAUAGUGUAACUUAAGGAUGGGCAAGAAUUAAUUAUGACUUUAUAUUUUUAUACUAAAAUUUAAAAAUACAUGUUUCUUUUUCAAUAAAAAUGACGUUAAAAUAUGUA